Molecule: messenger RNA, 1395 nt
Organism: Racocetra fulgida
Lineage: Eukaryota; Fungi; Glomeromycota; Glomeromycetes; Diversisporales; Gigasporaceae
Source: the annotation of a GenBank genome assembly
AUGGCGUCAACGAUUCUUGCUGAUAUUGUUGACCCCCUUAAUCCAGUUAAUGUUCAUAUCCCUCUUUCGUUGUUUGAUAUUUCUUCUACGCAUCCUGAGGCAUCCUCUCAAUGUUCUUUAAAAUCCUCUUUAUUACAGGAUCAAGAAGAAUUUCUCUCGUAUUCCCAACCUCGCUUUUUUAAUUCCGAUGAUAGCCGUCAUUCCGACUCCAUGGGUUCUGGUUCGAGAAAAUCAAGAAGAAAAUCUUCUGCUACUUCGUUAACUCGAUUAAAAGUUGAUAAUUCUUUCCUAAAAAAUCAAAAUAUUAAACUUUUAUUAGAACUCGAACAUUCUAGAUUAACUAUUCAAGCUUUAAAAAAUAUUGUUAAUCAAAAAGAGUCUACUUUACAAAGUUAUCGUAAUGAAAAUCAAAAGGCUAUACUAAAAAUUAGAGUUUUAGAGGCUUUGAUAUUUAGUAAACAUGCCAAGGACGGAAGUAUAAUCGUUAGGAGUAGUGGCGGUGGCAGUGUAAACGAAAACGGGUUAUCCACCAAUGAUAAGAAACUUGAUAUUAAGGUUGAUAAGGUUGAUAAUGUUGAUAAGGUUUUAAACGAUGAUACUAUUCAUACAAAUCUUACAAAUCUUGUUGAUAAUUCUCUUCAACCGGCUUCUUAUCAAGAUAAAUUAUCUAUCAAAAAAUCUAAAGAAAAAUUACCUAAAAAGGAUUCUUCGCCGAAAUCCACUAAAAAUUCUUCUCCCCCACCUCGUUCUAAUAAUAAUUCCCCUCCUCAAUCUACUAAAAAUCCUCAAUCUAUUCAAUCUAUUAAAAAUUCCUCUCCUUCUCCUCAACAAUCUUCUCAAUCCUCUUCAAUAUUCCGUCCUCAAUCUAUUUUAUCUUCUAUACUUCCUUCUCAAUCUAAUGAUUCUUCAAAAAAAAUUAAGCAUCAAAGACGUUGGUCUAUGGAUUUUGGUCCACGUAGUCAUUUGACUUUAUCUUCUUCUCCACAUUCCUCACGUCGUCUCCAUUCUGUAUCUCCAACUUCUUCAUCUACCGUUUAUGCUGAUAGUACAGCAAAUGAUCCAAAAUCUCGUGGUAUGCCACGUUUAAUCAAAUUUAAAACUGGGGAUAUAAUUCAAACUUUAGCAUCAUGUCGUCCUGCUAGUACCAAAAAUGGUUAUGAUUUUUCACCACCAAGUACUCCAAUUCCAUUUGAUAAGAAUGAAUUAAGUGAUGGUGAUAAUAAUGAUGAGGAAUCAGAUGUGGAUGAGAUUUGUGAGAAUACAGAUGGAAAUAGUAUUGAAGAAAAAAGACAAAGAAAAUUGGGACAAGGAUUACUAAGUAAAAUAUUUUCUUCAACAUCCUUUCCAUCUUCGAUAUCAAUGACACCGGCAGCUCGCGGUUCAUUAAGCCGUUGA